Panicum virgatum (switchgrass) is the source of this 366-nucleotide messenger RNA. Its product is annotated as E3 ubiquitin-protein ligase RFI2-like. The transcript has 3 exons. Lineage: Eukaryota; Viridiplantae; Streptophyta; Magnoliopsida; Poales; Poaceae. Gene Ontology annotation, molecular function: ubiquitin-protein transferase activity. The record is from RefSeq and is a predicted model, not a curated record. Bases 1 to 366 code for a protein of 121 amino acids.
AUGGACCUGGACGCCCCGGCGUCGCCGGAGGCGGAGCUGUGCUCGAUCUGCCUGGACCCGGUGCCGGCGGCGCCGUCCCCCGGCGUGAGGUCCAUCGCGCUGCUCCAGUGCGGCCACAAGUUCCACCUAGACUGCAUUGGAUCAUUAUUUAAUGCAAAAGGAACAAUGCAAUGCCCAAAUUGUCGGAAUAUUGAGGAAGGCAACUGGCUGAGUGCAAAUACAAUCCCGCCAUCUACUGACUCUAAUUCUGGUUUUGGUAACGGAGUGCCCAGUGAAACACAUGAAGUUCUCAUUGACCUUGCGCAGUCAUCUAGCAUUGAUGGGUCCACACCACUGGAUUCUGUGCUUCAGUCUGUGUUUCUGUAA